Eriocheir sinensis (Chinese mitten crab) is the source of this 4209-nucleotide messenger RNA. It is a transcript of the gene Rab5, whose product is annotated as ras-related protein Rab-5B-like. Gene Ontology annotation, molecular function: GTPase activity; GTP binding. The record is from RefSeq and is a predicted model, not a curated record. Lineage: Eukaryota; Metazoa; Arthropoda; Malacostraca; Decapoda; Varunidae. The transcript is spliced from 6 exons. Bases 510 to 1145 code for a protein of 211 amino acids.
UAACCUUUGUGGUGAUCCAAUAACUCGUGUGUCGAAUAAUUAACAUAAAAAACCCAAAAUAAUCUUAUAGAACUCUGAAACUUUGUAGGUAGCAACAAUCAGUACCUAUAUAUACUUCUUGUUGAGAUUGAAGACAUGAAAACGUGUGGAAGGAAAAAUAAAAAGUGAAGUACGCGAAAGAGACAAAAAAAAUUAAGGUGAGAAAAAUUUAAUUAUUGAAGGAAAAAAUAAAGGGAUUGCAAUAAGCGAAAGAGAGAAAAAAAAGGUGAGAAAAACCUAUUGAGGGAAAAAAUAAAGGGAUUGCACUACGCGAAAGAGACAAAAGAAAGGAGAGAAAAUCGUGUUAGAGGAAAAAAAAUCAAGUUCAGUACGUGAGACAAAAUUAAGAAAGGAGAGAGAAAUAUAUUGAAGGAAAAUAUAAAGGAAAAUAGACAUUGAUUGAUUGAUAGAGAACAUUUUCUUCGUGAGUUUGAAGAGCGGGAUCGAGGAGAUAUAUAUUAAAAGUCAGGAUGGCACAGAGAGCAGGUGUUCAGCGGCCAAGUGGCGGCGGUCAAGGCAAGAUCUGUCAGUUCAAGUUGGUGCUCCUCGGCGAGUCAGCCGUCGGCAAGUCCUCCCUCGUCCUAAGAUUCGUCAAGGGACAGUUCCACGAAUACCAGGAGUCUACAAUUGGUGCCGCCUUCCUGACCCAGACUGUAUGUUUGGACGACACUACGGUUAAGUUUGAGAUCUGGGACACGGCCGGCCAGGAGAGGUACCACAGUCUAGCCCCCAUGUACUACCGCGGCGCCCAGGCUGCCAUUGUUGUAUAUGACAUCACAAAUCAGGACACAUUCGGCCGGGCCAAGACCUGGGUAAAGGAGCUGCAGCGUCAGGCGUCCCCCAACAUUGUGAUAGCGCUGGCCGGCAACAAGGCAGACCUGGCCAACAAGAGGAUGGUGGAGUAUGAAGAGGCGCAGACCUAUGCCGAGGAAAACUCUCUCCUCUUCAUGGAAACGUCUGCCAAAACUGCCAUGAACGUUAAUGACAUCUUCCUGGCAAUAGCCAAGAAACUGCCAAAGAGUGACAACAGUGCGAGUGGCUCCCCGCGGGGCGAUGUGACCCUGACACCCGGCCCGGCACAAGCCACUGCUGGCUGUUGCAAGUGAUCACCUUCAGCACAGGUGGAACAAUGUGAUGCUAGUGUAAGUUACGAUACCCAGCUGCUGGUAGCUCACUUUUCUCCAUUGGACAUGAAGAUUGCAACAUUCCUAGGUUCAAAUUUUAUGCAUGGGUCUCAGCUUGUCAAAAAUAAUCAGUUGACUUGGAAAAUUAUUCUUGUCAAGCUUUGGUUAUUUCUUCCGUGUCAGGUUUUUGAGUCAGAACCGUAAGUGUGGAAAGGUACUCAUCAUCAAUGACUGUGUGAUCUGUUUUUUAAGCCAACCAUGUACUGGGCAGGUGUGAAUCACACGGGCCACUUUCUGCCGGCCUGUUGGGGCUCACACGUCCGUGGAAUAUACUGUAAUUGUUAUGUAACUUGAUUUCCAUUUGUUACUUGGUAUCAUUUGCACAUUGUAUUGUCAUUCCCAUUAUUUAUCAAUUCUAGUAGUUUAAACCCUCCACCCCAACUUGCGAGUACGUGUUAGCAAUUUUAAAGGGAACUUGUGGAUGGAUGACGCAGGGUUGGGCGUGCGGCAGGAGUGGGCGGUGGCGGCCUCCGCCUCCGCCCCAACCAUGUAAUUACCUGCUCACUCACCUCAGUGGAGGACGGAAGGAUGUGGUGUUUAUCCAGCUUUAUGUGCAGAGCUGAUAGUUGUGUGUUGUACAGCAGCCUGAGUCAGUCUUUACACAGUUAAGUUCUAGCUAACAUGGUCAUACAUGGAACAGUGUGUCUGUUGCUCAUGUGGCACUUCUGUACACCAGUAAACCAUCACACUUCUAAAAAGUCCUGUCACAUCUUGUGCUUGACCAUGAUUGGCCAUGUGAUAAUGUAUAUUACAUAAUUACAUUUCAUUGUGUAGGGAAGAAUUUCUCUGUCACAUGUACAUUCUUUUAUGUUAUCUUCUUGUGGGUAACAUUAGACUUGGGCGACAUCGGUCCUGUUCCCGGGAUCCGGGAUCACGCCCGCUAGGGGGUGUGGGGUGGGCAGCACCCAAGUCUGAUGCAACUUCCUCCAGAGAUGGUGUCAAGAUCCAGGUUAUGACAAUUUGUCCUUUCUUGGAAGGAGCCUCCGAAAGUGCUCAUAUAUGUUCUCCGCUUUAUUUUUUAUUUUUAUUUUUUUUUCUGUAAAAUCCCUAAAUAUAUUAGUAAUAGUUAAGCAGUGCUUGUCAUACUUGUAUGCCAGACAGAAGAACAAUGCCACACUGCUUCCCUUGUUUAUUAGCACCAGUGCAUUAUUCUGGCCACCAGCUACUAGUGAUGUCAUGUUCUUCAGCACAGCCUCAGGUCUCCUGUAGCUUUUGGCGAGUGUAGGAUGACAGGCCGAUGGGUGCUUCCUCCGCUCCCGUCACUCGCUGCUCUGGCUGAGGCUCUGGACCAGUGUUGUUAUGAGCAGAGAUAAGUCUAGCCUGAAGCAGCACAGAUCAUUGGUCUGCACAAGGUUGGGCACCAAACAAAGGAAAUGGUUGAGCAAGUUGAUGUAUGCGAGUUGUCUUUGACAGGCCGAGCGAGACGCUUCAAAGACAGUGGCGGUGCAGACCUGCCCACAGCCAAACCACAUCCUGCUAAGCCCAAGAAGGCUUCCCCCAGGACUGACAGUUAUCAGUGAAGAGCUUUGUCUCUGAUGGUUUUCAAGAAUACCAGUCAUGGGGAAAGUCUUCUUGGUUUUGCCUCACCCAGCUCCUCACAUAACACUCACAAAUCAAUUUGCCCAACUGUUUCCUUUGUUUGGUCACAGCCUUGUGUAGCUGAAUGAUGUGUGUUAUUGUUUCACUUAUUUUUUCCUGUAACAACUGUGGUCCAGACCCCCGGGCCGGAGCAGAGCAGCUUGUGACGGGAGAUGAGGCAAGGUGUUGCUGACCAACAACACGCAGCUCAGCACACAAGCUGCAGAAGGCCCAAGGGUGUGUUGGCCAGAGGACUGGCAGCACCGAUGCCUGGUGGCCGACAUCAUGCAUCACUGUAAACAAAGGGAAUGGGUGUGGCUUUGCUUGUUGCAGCGUGUCUGCAGGGUCUGGUGCCUGGCAUACAGCUGUGGCAGGCACUGUAAAUCUGUAUACUUAGUUUAAGCCUGUGCUCUGCCCUGCUUUGGCCUCUAGCCGGGCAGGUUUCAAUCAGUCAUGAACCUUACCAGUUAAGUUUUGAAAUAUAUUUUCCUGUAUUAAAAUUGUUAUUAUUGAAGACUUAUUCUAGGGGUCAAACUUGAUUGGCACAUCAUCUAGUAUUUGGUGUGCUCCAUUGUGCUCAGGAGUUCUUGCCAAGGGUGUUCUCUCAAGCCUGGCACAAUGGACCACUUUGUGUGUACACUGAACUGCAAAGUCAGACAACAAUCUUGUACAGUUAAAAGUACCUAUUAUAAAUAAUAAAAGGAUAAGAAGUUAUAUGUAACUUUUAUGGACUUUGGAAAGCUAGGUGAACAGAAAAGCCUUGUGGGACAAACACUGCAGAGUGGGACAGACUAACCAUUCUUGUGUAGCAAAGCCUGAAGGCUCUGGGGGCGACUGACUGUCCCGGGGAGUUCAGAUUGGAAGAAAAUGUCAAUCAACACUUCAACCUUUACUUGUAAAUUUCAGUGGAAUUACUCUGGAACAAACGCUGCUCUCAACAUCACAAGGCUCGUCAUGAACUGCACAGCCUCGCAACAAAGUAGGUUCUGAACGGCCAGACGUAAAUUUCUCUUAUUCGACGUAACGGUCAGCCGAGUGGCUGCGGCGACAGCAGCGCUCGGCGGCCCCGCAAACCAACUUUUGCAUCUGUAUUUAAAAUAAUAUCUGAACAUUUAAAUAUAGAAAAAUAGUUGUAUGUACACCUUACUCUAAGUCCUCACUUACUGUAAUUGAUUUUUACAUCAAUGUAAUUUAUCACAAAAAACAGAAAUAAAGCUCCACAAAUGCUGCCUCAAUUUAAGACCAAAGAUGAACCUGAAAACCUCACAACAGCCGAGACUCCACCAGCCCGAGGCUACACAGAGGACUGACUCUGUGAGGGUGUGCAGCAGGAACAGUAAAGAAGGAAAACCUUUGUACACGUUUGUCUACCUGGGAAUUGAAAUACAUAAACAUUUAAACAAUCCAA